This is a messenger RNA of Plasmodium malariae, 4866 nucleotides long. RefSeq names its product conserved Plasmodium protein, unknown function. Bases 1 to 4866 code for a protein of 1621 amino acids. The transcript has a single exon. The record is from RefSeq and is a predicted model, not a curated record. NCBI's taxonomy places the organism in Eukaryota, Apicomplexa, Aconoidasida, Haemosporida, Plasmodiidae.
AUGGGAGAUCAUGCAGUUAGACCUUUAAGUGCUAAAAGCCAGAAUGAAAGUGAGUACGUAUUUAAUGAGAGCAUCUAUAAAAAAGAAAAUGAUGCUAUGGUUGGAAAUGGACCAAUAGGUAAGCAUCAAAUACAAGAACAGAAAGGAAAGGCAGAGAUUGGGAAAAACUUGAAUGAAGUUAAAACAAGCUCAAUGAAAUUAGGCACAGUCGUGGAAGAAGCAGCUAAAGAGGAUGCGGUUGGAACAAAUUCUGAAAAGCCAAACGCGGGUGGUCCUAAUGAUGGCGAAAUGGAGCAAGACCAAGUGAGCAAAAUACUCGAGGAUGACAAAAAUACCAACAGCGAAGGAAACAAAUUUCAGCGCAAGGAAAAAGACGUAAUUGCACAAGGGGAAGAAGAAUGGGUAGAGAAUAGUCAAAUUUGCAAAAAGACGAAUUAUGAGAAUGAUAAAUAUGAGUGUAUGAGUACACACAACAUAUAUACUAAACAAAAUGAUGAAUGUAAUGGAAAUAAAUAUUUAAAUAAUUAUACAGAAAAGUGUACAAAUCAAAUGACCAAGGGUUGGGAAAAUUCCCCAUAUGAUAGUCAAAUGGUCAUGAACGAAAAAAAAAAAAAAGAUAAAAUAAUAAAAUUAUGUAUUGUUGAGGAAAAAGAGAAUACUAACAGUGAAGAAAAUAAAAAUUAUAACUCCAAUAAUGUAAGGUAUAACUCAUUAAAUGAAAACAAAGAUAGUGUAGCAAUGAAUAAGUGCCAUGAUAAGAAAAAUGGCAAUACAUUUAACAAUGAAAAUAGCAAUACAUUUAACAAUGAAAAUAGCAAUACAUUUAACAGUGAAAAUAGCAAUACAUUUAACAAUGAAAAUAGCAAUACAUUUAACAAUGAAAAUAGCAAUACAUUUAACAAUGAAAAUAGCAAUACAUUUAACAGUGAAAAUAGCAAUACAUUUAACAAUGAAAAUAGCAAUACAUUUAAAAAUGAAAAUAGCAAUACAUUUAAUAAUGAAAAUAGCAAUAUAUUUAAUAAUGAAAAUGGUAAUGAUAAUAAUAAUGAAAAUGGUAAUGAUAAUAGUAAUGAUAAUAGAAACGACAGUAGCAAUGGUAAUGAUAAUAGAAACGACAGUAGUAAUGGUAAUGAUAACGAUGAUAACAGGAAUGAUGGCCACAAUGAUAACAGGAAUGAUAGCCACAAUGAUUACAGGAAUGACAAUUAUGGCAGUACCAGGCGUAGGGAAAACGCAAAAAUUAUGGAACUACACAAAAAUGACAAAGCCACAAAUAUAAAUAUCUAUAGACGCAUGUACCAGUCAUACAUUUUAUUAAAAAGGGAAUACAACGAAUUAAUAAAUGAAAACAGAAAAAAAUUAGGAAUAAAUAAAAAAUUAAAGUAUGAAUUAAAUAAUUUAAAGGAUAAUAAUUAUUAUUCCAAUCUUUUUUUUAAAAGUGAUUCAGAUAAUCUUUUUGACGAAUUAGCAUCAGGAAUAAGUAGCAUUUUUAAAUGGAUUGACAUCGAAAAUAAAAUUGCUCCCAAAAGUUCAGUCAUUAAUAGGCCAAAUGCUGAUAAUAACGUGAAGAGCGAUAAGUAUGGUUUGCAACUUCUUAACAAAAAAGAGCUUGUACAUAAUCAUGCAUAUCAUCAAAGUGAUACAGUAAUUAAUUUGGAAACGAUAGAGAAGCAAUGUGUGGACGAUAUUGACAAUCAUGUAAUAGUUAGGAACGAAGCAAGUGCUAAAGAAAACGAUUCGAAAAAUGACAAAACAGACAAAAAUUUACCAAGUAACAAUACAAAUGAAUGUAUAAGGAAUGCUGAGCAAAAUAACAAAGAGAUGAAACAUACCUUCCAAACAAAUGGAGCAUGUAAAAAUGAAGAAAAUGAAUUAUCAAGUAAGAACACACUAUUCAAUAUAGAUUUGUUCAAAAAUGCUAUUAUUAGUAACUUCAUUCCGAAUAGCACUUGCACCGGUGAAGUUAAUGUAGACUCAAUUCACUCCACUAGUAAAAAAAGAACAAAUGAAAAAAGUAUGAACGGUUCCAAUGGCUGUAACGACCUCCAGAUGAGGUACAGUAAUGGUAAUAGUAGUAGCAGUAGCAGUAGUAGUAAUAGUAAUAGUAAUAAUAACAGUAAAAAUAAUGGUAAUAAUAAUGGUAAUAAUAAUGGUAAUAAUAAUGGUAAUAAUAAUGGUAAUAAUAAUGGUAAUAAUAAUGGUAAUAAUAAUGGUAAUAAUAAUGGUAAUAAUAAUAUUAGUAACAGUAAUAAUAAGAAUUUCAUGAAUGAGGCAAAUAUUAAGGCCAAGGUGAAAGACGCUGACUAUGAAACGAUACCCGUUCUCAAUGAUGAGGGGUUUAUUAAAAUCGAUUUAAAUAUUAUGCAAAGUGAAAACACAAAUGUAAAUGAUGAAGCUGCUAAGAAGGAGCCACUUUUAAAAAAUGAUAUGUUAGCAUGUAAGGACAAAUGUCUAGUAGGUGGUACUGCUAUAGGGGAAAACACCUCAAUAUUUAGUACUACACAAGAGAAAGAAGUGUUUCCGAUCUGUCAAAUAUAUAAGCAGCAAAAUGGUCUUCCAUACUCCCAGCAAUACGCACAGCAAAUGAUACAACGUAACAGAAGCAAAUAUUCGUACAUUAGUAAAAUUGCACAAAAAGCUCCACCUAAUAUAGCAGAGAAAAAAUAUAGUCCAAAAUUGAACUUAAAAAAUGGAGGAGUAUAUAACACCGUUUUGGCUAGCAGUACUUAUGAGCAAAGAAUAAGAAAAAACUCCUUUUUAUGGGAAAAGGAAAAUAUAGGAAAAAAAAGAGACACAAAAUAUGUCCACUGUACUAACCAAUUUGAAGAAAGAGAAAGGAGCUUUUUAAAAAAGAUAAAUGACGAUACCUUAUUACUUAGUAGAGAUCCAAUAAAGGAAAACAUUAUCGACUAUAUAAAGAAGAAACUACAUAUGAGGAACAAAAGUAUGAUUAACACAGAGCAGGUUAUGAGCUGUAACGAAAGUACAAAUGGAGCACAAAAAGAACAGCAAAAUGGUAAAGUGGCAAGCAACAAAUUUGUAAACACCAUACAUGAAAACACAAAUGAUAUGACAAAGAUUGAUGACUUUAAUGAUGACCUUAAUGAUGAUGUUAAUGAUGAUGUUAAUGAUGAUGUUAAUGAUGAUGAUAAUGAUGAUGUUAAUGAUGAUGAUAAUGAUGACAAAAAGGUGAAAACGAUUUUUCAUAUAUGUAAUUUUAAGGAAAAUAAAUACAUUCCCAUAAAUUUAAUCAAUUUUUUUUUAAUUAAUGAAAAGAAUACACAUUCGGAUAUCGAUAUCAGUUUAAACUGUUUAAAAAAAAAUAUGGAAUUUAUUUUAAAAAAAAAUAAGAAAAAAAUUGUAUAUAAUAUGAGCAAUAAUUUUGAUAAAUGCGCUCCUCGCGCAAACAACAAUUUAGUAGAGAGAAGUGCCCAUACUACUAUUUCAAAUUUGACCAAUUGUCAAAAAAAGGGUAAUUCAGGGCGAGACGAAGCUGCAUCAUUACAUAAAAUUGAUAACAGUUCGUGUAACAGCGAUAAAAAUUUCGAAAUGGAAGAUACUCAUAUUAUUAACAAGUCAGAAAUAAUAAAAAAUAAAACAAAUUGCAAUUUAAAAUCUAUUCAUGGUAACUCCAAUUAUGAGUACAAUGAACAAAAUGUGAAUGAUGGCGAAAUACACACUUUUAUAAAAAUACUAGACCAAAGAAAGCAUUUUUUUAAACUGAAUAAAUUGAGUAAAAUUAUCGUAAAAAAGACCCCCAAAAAUUGUAAAAUAAAUGGAAAGAAAAGUAUAAAAAUUAUUAUGAACAGGUCAGUUAUUCAGAACGACACCGAACUGGGUCGUAUAAUUAAUAGCAAAACUGUGAUAAGAAACAAAAACGAAAUGAAAAGACUUAAAUAUCGAUUAAUUACGAAAGUGGAAGAAAAUAAUAUUUUUUUAUGUGUAUCGAAAGUAGAUAAAAAAGAACUUUCAUCUACCUUGUUGAACACUUUUUCACCAAAUUGUGAUAAUUUCUCCUGCACAUAUAAAAAAAAAAAAUAUUGCAUGUUCAGGAAAAAAAAAAAAAAAAAAUUUCAAAUAAAGAGUGAUAAAAUAAACAAUCAAAAUGAGAGAAAUAUAUUGAAGAAUAUAAAAAAGAUAGAGGAAAAUGGCAGACCUAUUUUUCCAUUUAAUAUAAACAAAAAUGAUAAUAAAUACAAAGGGGGAAAAAACGACCUUACAAGUCUAAAUGAAAGCUUCAGUAGAGAGAAAUACAUGAAUGAAACUCUUCAUAAGGAGCAUGAUAAGGAAGAAGUUGAAAAGGGGAGAGAAUUCUAUGGAGAUGCUUCUAACAAUUGCGUUAAAAACAAUUUUAAUGAAGAAACUAAGAGCAUAGAUGUGGAUCAUGGAAAAUAUGUAGCUAUGUCGAAGCUCCAACUGAUUGAGGAUGUCCCAUAUAUGAUUAGUAGUUCAGGAAAUGAUGACUUGUUAAUACAGUUUAAAGAGUUACUGACAAAACAUAUAUUAUCUCUUAACAUUUUAAGUAAACAAAUAGAUGAAAAGGAAAUAGUUAGCGAAAUUAAUGAUGAAGUGAUAAUAAUAGGAAUAAAAUUAUUUUUAAAUGAUAAGUACAUAUUACUCUUUGUUGAUGCAUUAAAUAGUAUUGAACACACAGUGAGAAAAUGGGUUGAUCAUAAUGAACAAGCAUUAAAAUGUUAUAUUAAACAUAGUUGGAAAUUUUCCAAUUUUUUUAAGUAUUACCCCAUAAAUGUAUAUACUUUUUUUUGUCAUUUUUUAAACAUUCUUGAAAAUCUAGUUGAGCAAUAUCCUUUUUAUUUUUCCAUUUCGAUGGAGGACAUACUCCCCCUAGAUUCUCACACAAAGUGA